AAUAACCGACAUUCGAAUGACGAAAGUACCCCCACAGAUCUAAUAAGAAAGAAAAUAAUAUCUAAACCCUAUAUAUAUAUUGUAGCAACGUCGCAUCGAUGCGGGGGAGGAGAAGUCUCCACCGUCGCCACUGAAUUCAGAUCCAACCAACUAGCGUGGUUACUUUUCAAAGUAUGGGAUCGAGUGGGAGAGAUAAACACAAGAAGAAGAAGCGGAGAGAUGAAUCCGAGUCUGACUCUGAUGAUUUGUCUCCUCCCAGGAGAAGGAAGGGAAGCAGCAGCAGCAGUCGUCGACGCGCUCGUUCGAGUGAUGAUUCCUCUGAUAGCGAUGAUGGUGGACGGAAGAGUAAGAAGAGAAGUUCGUCUAAGAAGCCCUCUGAGGAAGAAAUAAAGGAGUAUAUGGCUAAAAAGGCUCAGAAGAAGGCAUUACGUGCAGCAAAGAAGCUCAAGACUCACUCCGUCUCUGGCUACUCCAACGAUUCAAACCCAUUUGGGGAUUCCAACCUCACCGAGACCUUUGUGUGGCGCAAGAAAAUCGAGAAAGAUGUUCACCACGGAGUGCCCUUGGACGAGUUCUCCGUCAAAGCUGAGAAGAGAAGACGCGGGGAGAGGAUGACGGAGGUUGAAAAGGUUAAGAAGAGGAGAGAAGAGCGGGCAGUGGAGAAGGCUCGUCACGAGGAAGAAAUGGCGUUGCUGGCUAGAGAACGUGCUCGGGCUGAGUUUCAAGAUUGGGAGAAGAAGGAGGACGAGUUCCAUUUCGAUCAGAGCAAGGUCAGGUCAGAGAUCAGACUGCGUGAAGGACGGCUGAAGCCAAUCGACGUCCUCUGCAAGCACUUGGAUGGUUCUGAUGAUAUGGAUAUCGAGCUCAGUGAACCUUACAUGGUUUUCAAGGGACUCACUGUUAAAGAUAUGGAAGAGCUUCGCGAUGAUAUCAAAAUGUAUCUGGAUUCAGAUCGGGCAACUCCAACACGCGUACAGUAUUGGGAGGCACUUAUUGUGGUUUGCGAUUGGGAGUUAGCUGAAGCUCGUAAAAGGGAUGCCUUGGGUCGAGCUAGAGUUAGAGGGGAGGAGCCUCCUGCUGAAUUGCUAGCUCAAGAGAGGGGACUACACGCUGGUGUUGAAGCUGACGUGAGGAAACUUCUUGAUGGGAAGACUCACUCGGAGCUUCUAGAACUGCAGUUGGACAUUGAGUCCCAGCUGCGUUCUGGGUCAGCCAAAGUAGUAGAGUAUUGGGAAGCGGUUCUAAAACGCCUCGAUAUAUACAAGGCAAAGGCUUGCUUGAAGGAAAUACACGCUGAGAUGCUGAGGAGACAUCUACAUCGCCUGGAGCAACUUUCAGAGGGUGAAGAAGAUGUAGAAGUUAACCAUCAUCGCUUAGCACCUGUGAUGGAAGAAGACGAGGAGGAGAUGAACGAUAGAAAUCUUUCAGAUGCUGAAGAAGCAUUCUCUCCGGAGCCUAUUAUGGAAGAGGAGGAGGAAGAAGAAGCUGAUGUGGAAGCAGAAGCGGCUGGUUCGUUUUCGCCAGAGCUCAUGCACGGUGAUGAUCGUGAAGAAGCAAUCGACCCCGAGGAAGACAAGAAGCUACUGGAAAUGAAGCGGAUGGUUGUGAUGGAGAAACAGAAGAAGCGGAUCAAAGAAGCUAUGGACUCUAAACCAGCACCUGCGGAAGAUAACUUUAAGGUUAAAGCAAUGAAAGCAAUGGGAGCAAUGGAGGAAGGUGAUGCUGUGUUUGGCUCUAAUGCUGAAGUGAACCUUGAUUCUGAGGUAUACUGGUGGCAUGACAAGUACCGGCCAAGAAAACCGAAGUAUUUCAACAGAGUUCACACGGGUUACGAGUGGAACAAGUAUAACCAAACGCACUAUGAUCACGACAACCCGCCUCCAAAGAUCGUUCAAGGGUACAAGUUUAACAUCUUCUACCCGGAUUUGGUGGAUAAGAUCAAGGCUCCCACUUACACUAUAGAAAAAGAUGGGACAAGCGCUGAAACUUGUAUGAUCCGGUUCCAUGCUGGUCCACCUUAUGAAGACAUUGCGUUCCGUAUUGUGAAUAAAGAAUGGGAGUAUUCUCACAAGAAGGGUUUCAAAUGCACGUUUGAGCGUGGGAUUCUGCACUUGUACAUCAACUUUAAACGACAUCGUUACAGGCGAUAAACUCAUCGGAGUUUGGACGGAGACUACUACGAAGUUGGCAGUUGUAAUACUUUGGCAGGUGUUUUGUUUGUAACAAAAGGGCGAUACAUAGUAUUAUGUUGGACUGUUUUUCAUUAAAAUCAUUAUCAAACAUAACAGAGUAGACAUCAGUUUUGCCAAUGUGACGAGUUCAAAAACUUAAA
Molecule: messenger RNA, 2332 nt
Organism: Raphanus sativus (radish)
Lineage: Eukaryota; Viridiplantae; Streptophyta; Magnoliopsida; Brassicales; Brassicaceae
Product: splicing factor Cactin
Exons: 8
Coding region: 174-2150 (658 amino acids)
Biological process (GO): mRNA cis splicing, via spliceosome
Cellular component (GO): cytoplasm; spliceosomal complex
Molecular function (GO): protein binding
Source: RefSeq, a predicted model, not a curated record